CUCUUCCAUCAUCAAUGACCCAAACACCCAGUAUGCAUCUCCUGGAGAACAAUAACCUAAUAGAGGCUAUGGCUCAACAGCAACAAUCCCCCCAGCAGCAGCAGCAUCAUCAGCAAUCCCAAAAGCAGAAACAAAAUAGUCCAACAAAUAAUAACACAAUUGAAGCCUGGAGAUCAGUUCAGUGGUGGAGUCCCCCAAACAGUGUCCAUCAGGAGCAAGUGGUACAACCGCAAAGUCUACCUGGUUCCUUGAGUCAAAGUAGGCAACAGACCUCGGAAAUUGAUCAGCCCUUGGACUUUUCCGUUGGAUCAUUGCAACAACAAAGACUGCAGUCGAGAAAUCGAACGGUUCAUGAGAGACUGCAAGGAAGAAUGCAGGACAAUAACAAUGGAACCGGAAGCGGACCAAAAAUCGCAAAGGGUAGCAGCAGAAGGAGUUUUAGUCCUAGCGAUGCUAGCUCAAGUGGAAGCGAGGACGAAGGGGUUUCCACUGGAGGAAGUCCCGCGGGUCCACUACGGGGCGUCGAAAAUGAUACAUGUGAUCAGAUAGUGGAACGACCUUACGGUAAAGUGUGGAUAGGUGAUAAUGAGGUCGCGUGGCGGACCGAACAAUCACUAAAAAGAACAUCGCCCUUGAAUCCCUGUGCCACAACAACAAUAACGACAGCAACGACGACAGGUGGCGGAGCUCAGACGCACCCCCACCUGUCACCUCCCACUGUUGCCCCUGUAUCAACCCCUGAUCUCAGAAGUCCUUCAACCCUUCAAGCAAAACACGGCAUUUCACCUGCGAGCGAUGCGCUUGGUCGAAUCGAUAAGGAACCAGCAUCUCCAGAAUCAAUACAAGAUGCUGAUUUGCACGGAGAAGUCGAAGGUCCUGAACUUAGUGGCGAUGACCGAAGUAUCGCCAGUGACGUUCAGGACGCAAAUGAACCACAUUUGGACCACGAUUCCAUUGACUCCGACAGGGAGGCCCUUAAUUUGGUCACGGAUGUGUCGCACAGAAAUAGCAGCAGUGGUACCAGUGGUAGUGCAUCAUCGCCAAGUUCGGGAGUUAGUAGUCAGCUGACCGGAAGUCAUGCGGGAAAUACUGUUGGUUCACAGGCAGCGUUAGCGGCUCAACUUGUGGGCCAACAGCUUCUUAUGCAUGGUUCACUUGGUGCAUUGAGUCCACAGGAAAUACAAGCUUUAGCUUCAACCCUUCAGCAGCAAUCACUUCAGCAGCAACUUCAGCAAUUCGCCAUGUUCCAGCAAGCGAAUCCGGCGGCAGCGGCGGGACAACUACCCGCACAGGCUCAAUUCUUCCUUCAAAAUCAGGGGCUGUUGCAGAGCGGUGGCUACCCCCCGAGACCAAGUCAUCCGCGCUCACAGUCCAUGCAGGUACAACAGGCGGUUGCACAAGCGACGCAACAGCUGCAGGCACUGCAAAAGCAACAGGCUCUUCAGGGUGGUGGUGCGCUGGUCGGUAGGAGUUUAGCUCAACAACGUUCGCCACCACCUCCUGGAACACCACCAGCCGUCAAACAACCACCAGCAAGAUUGGAACCUUCGCCUGAAGAAACGACCGAUCUAGAGGAACUCGAACAAUUUGCAAAAACAUUCAAGCAACGGCGAAUUAAGUUGGGAUUCACUCAAGGUGAUGUGGGCCUUGCAAUGGGUAAACUUUACGGCAACGACUUCUCCCAAACGACAAUCUCGAGGUUCGAGGCCUUAAAUCUUUCGUUUAAAAAUAUGUGCAAACUGAAACCUCUUCUUCAAAAGUGGUUAGAGGACGCGGACAAUUCACUGAAUAAUCCAAAUUCGUUAACGAAUCCAAUGACGACUCCGGAGGCUAUUGGAAGACGGCGGAAAAAGAGGACUUCCAUAGAGACUAGUGUUCGGCUAGCUUUGGAGAAGGCCUUUUGUCAGAAUCCAAAACCAACUUCGGAGGAAAUCACCCUUUUGGCUGAUAGUCUAGCAAUGGAGAAGGAGGUUGUUCGGGUCUGGUUCUGCAACAGGCGACAGAAGGAGAAGAGAAUCAAUCCACCAUCGACGAUGGGAAGUCCAACGAUGACAUCACCAUCGCCCUCGGUUUUUGCCUCACUAGCAGGUAGCAUAUCAGGAAGUCCCUUAGCUUUGACGACACAUUCUGCGGGAAUAGUAUCACAUCCCCAUCAAACACCCCUUGGUUCGCCUCUUCCCUUAGCUUUAGUGGCUUCUUCAGGUGGAGGCUAUCAUCCCCUAACCGGAAAAUCUCACGAGUGACACAAGUCUGCGACCCAACAAGGGGACGCACUUUUUCAUCACCACCACCAUCAACAUCAUCCUCAACUUCAGAAUCCUCAACGACGAUUGUGCAAUCUCCCAGAGUUUUACCACUAAUCGUCAUUAUAUUCCAAAAACAAUACUGAAAAAGUGGAUACAAAGUGAAUCUUUAUUCUUGUCACUGAUAGAAAAAAAUAGGUAUACGAAUCGAGAGUGAGAAAUGAAGUAAGUACCAAAAAAAAAACAUCGUCAAAUUGACUGGUCAUCAAAUUGUGGAACUUAGUUGUGAGAAUUUUUGAAUUUUCGAAAUGUGUUGUGUUUUUAUCAGAUCUCAGCAAGAUGUGACAAUGUAAAUAUUUAAGUUUCUUGGUUUUGUAAAAUGCCACGUCUGUCGAUGGGAGAAAAACCAAAUCCCAUAAGAUGAAGUGUUUUACAAGGAAUAAAAGACAAACCUCGGCAACGACGUUACGCUUCUUAAUCCUCGUUCCCUGGUUUGUCAAAUGACCAGUUUUUAUAGAAUCGUUUAUAAAGACUAUAUUAAAACUGCCGAGACAAAAUGAAAAAUGCUAAUACAGGAGUGAUUCCUUUUUUUCAUCUUAAGGUAUUACAAUCAAAAUUACCUAUAUCAGUAUUACCCACUAUUCCCACAAUUCUAGCAAAAUUUAAUUAUUAUUAUUAAGAUUGUAUACACUAAACCGAAGAUUGCAAAAUUCUUUCCCGAACGCAUUAACUCUAAAAUUCCAAUUUUAGAUAUUGAUAAAUUUUUCUUUUCUAAAAAAAAAUGUUAAUGCAAUCAGAAAGAACUUUUGCAAGCACACAAUCGAAAAAUUCAUUUUAACUCACAAUUUGUUUCAUCUUCUGGAUUUUUAGACCAGAAUGUUGGACUGGGUUGUGUAUUUUAAGAGAGGCUAGCAACGAAACCUUUUUCGACACGACUGUGUAAAUAAAUUUAGUACAUCCCUUACAAAAAAAAAACCUUACAUAUCUCUGUGUCAUAAGUUUGUAAAUAUUUCCUCCGCUACAACGGAAAAGUGUUUCCAAAAAAAAUUAAAAUGUGAUCACUACGUACGAAGCAUGUCACAAUUUUAAUGCUUUUCAUUCGAUAACAUUCCUAAUUUUCUACCUCAUCAAUAAAAUUAAUAAAAUCAAUAAAAUAAAAAUUUAAAUCAUACUUGAUGAUUUGGAACAACAUUUUAAAACUCUAUUUUUCUUUAAAUCGAUUUAGAAAAAUUUUUUAACAAAACAUUUUUUAAAUUCUCCCUGAAUGAAAAUCAUUCCUGGAUGUGAAUAAUUUCCAAGAAAUAUUAAAGCAUCUAGUUCAAAAAAAAGAAGGCUAUGAUCAUGCGGAGUACAUUUAGCGGAUAUAAAUGUAUUUAUAAAUAUCUAUACAUAGCGAAAUAUAUCAUAUAGUGUGAUAAGUACGCGAAUCGUCUGUACGUAUAAAUAAAAAAAAUGCAUAUAUAUAUUAUAUAUAAAUACACAGAAGUGAGGAAAAUGUAAAUAUUAGAAAAAAAAGAUAGUGAAUCGACUUGUUCGUCGACUGACUCAACAUUGUUGGAUAACGAUGUUUUUUUUUAUCAAAUGAUGAUGAUUAUCAUUGUCACGAUAAAGAAUUGUAAAUUUUUUGUGAAAAUUUUCUAACAUAUAUAAAUUAUAUAUAAAUAUAUAAAUAUAUGACGCGUGUACAAUUUUAAUGUCGGUCUAUUGUUGCAUUGGGACGAUAAUUUCAGCAACGAAUUCCAUAUAUAAUAGACGUGGACCAAAUUAUUAGUAAAACGCAUAUUUAAUGAAAUGAAAAAUGUUCCUAAAAAGAAGGUGCACUUUGGGUGCAAAUUGUACUCAUUUUGAAAAAAAAAAGAAUUCAAAAUGUGUAUAUUUAAAAAAAAGAGAGAGGGACGAAUUAUAAUUAUUAACGCGGCGUUAACUAAUAAUUUUAUUUAAUUUUUUGCUAAGAAAAAAAAUUGUCAAUUUUAUAUUCGAAAUUCAUGUACAAAUAGAAAAGAAAAAUUAAGAAACAAAAUUGACAUUAAUUUUUCGCUAUUACGCUUUGUUGAUAAUAUCGUGAUCUGUAUAGAUAUAAAUAAAUAAAAUCCGAGAGUCACGUCCCUCUCUUUUAUUAAAAUAAAACACGCGGCGUUCAUUAGACACAUUAUUAUAGCAAUUAUUAUAUUAUUAAUAAUAUUAUUUCACUAUAUUUUAAUUUUUAUUAUUUGAAAAAUAAAAUACGGAGAUUUCA
Messenger RNA from Leptopilina heterotoma, 4479 nucleotides. RefSeq names its product POU domain protein 2-like. NCBI's taxonomy places the organism in Eukaryota, Metazoa, Arthropoda, Insecta, Hymenoptera, Figitidae. The record is from RefSeq and is a predicted model, not a curated record. The transcript is spliced from 9 exons. Gene Ontology annotation, molecular function: DNA-binding transcription factor activity, RNA polymerase II-specific; RNA polymerase II cis-regulatory region sequence-specific DNA binding. The coding region runs from base 15 to 2243 and encodes 742 amino acids. Gene Ontology annotation, biological process: regulation of transcription by RNA polymerase II.